Rosa rugosa (rugosa rose) is the source of this 461-nucleotide messenger RNA. Its product is annotated as protein RALF-like 10. The coding region runs from base 14 to 256 and encodes 80 amino acids. The transcript has a single exon. The record is from RefSeq and is a predicted model, not a curated record. Lineage: Eukaryota; Viridiplantae; Streptophyta; Magnoliopsida; Rosales; Rosaceae.
UAUAGCCAAGAUCAUGGGGCUAUCAAACAUGAAAUCCUUGAUCCUCUGUGUGCUCAUCAUUCACAUGGUGGCGUUGAACCAUGGAGUCACAGCAAAUAACAAAUUUAUUGACCCUGGAGUUCUUGAUCCUUGCCAAAGACCAGGUGGACCGCACCCGGGUUGUCAUCCUAAUAACAACAACGGUGAGCCAAAGCCUGCUAAUCCUUAUAGCCGCGGUUGCUCAAAAGUUACCCGUUGUCGAUCAGAUCCACAGUGAUGGUGACUAUAAAUUUUUUAUCUAAGAGUGUGCUAAGUUAUAUUGAUUAAGGUCGACGCAUUUCAAUAAACUGACCUCAGUGCUGUAGGUAUUUGAGGGAUGGAAAGAAGUUAUGAAUAAGUAAUAGUUUUGAGUCUUGUGAGUAAGGGAAUGUCCUUAAUCUAUAUACUUCUUUGUUUGUUUCCUAUAUAUAUAUGUACAGUUG